AAGCUUGCAAUUCUAAUCAAGCCAACAAGCAUAUAUAAUUAAAAUAAUUCUGCCAUGACAAGUGUUGCAACAAGGAUGAAUCACUUCUUUAGCACAAAUAGUAUUCCAAUGGAUUUACAAGCAGAUGACAUAACUGAUGAGCUUCCAAAGCGAAGGGCAUUUUCUCGAGUACGAAAAUUGUCAAAAAGACUCUCGUCAACUUUCAAAUCUUCUUUUUCUCUUCGUGAUGCCACAGAGGAUACACCAGUAGCCUCCAUUGAUCGAAAUUUAACACAGAAGAAUAAGGGGCCAAAGACAGGCCUAGGAAGAGUAUUGUCAUUACAAACAUUUCACGAGUCUGAAGUUUUCAAAGACAAAACUGGAACAGAACAAACAGAAAAAAUGCAGAAUCACAGUAUUUUUAGCACUAUGAACCUAUCCACAGAACACCCACAUGAUAAUAUAAGAAGAGUUCUAUCAGUACCUGACUCAGCGGAAAUGCGCUCUUCGUCUCCUUAUGGUAAACUUGAGUAUUACACUAAACUAGAACAACUUGGUGAAGGAUCCUAUGCUACUGUUUAUAAAGGAGUCAGCAAGAUAAAUAAUAUACUUGUGGCAUUGAAAGAGAUCAGACUACAGGAAGAUGAGGGUAUACCAUUCACAGCUAUUAGAGAAGCGUCACUAUUAAAGGACUUAAAGCAUGCCAAUAUUGUUCGACUACACGACAUUAUUCCAGCAAAAAAACACCUGGUUUUGGUAUUUGAAUACCUACAUACAGACUUAUGCAUGUUUCUAGAAGAGAGACCGUUUGGAUUGCAUGCACAAAACGCCAAGCUACUUCUGUUCCAGUUGUUUCGUGGUCUUUGUUAUAUUCAUCAAAAAAAGAUUUUGCAUAGGGAUAUUAAACCUCAAAAUAUUUUGUUGAGUAAUCGUGGAGAGUUAAAAUUGGCAGAUUUUGGAUUAGCUCGUGCGAAGUCAGUUCCUAGCCAAACGUAUACAAACGAAAUAGUCACUUUGUGGUAUAGACCACCGGACGUUUUACUUGGUUCGACACAUUACACAACCUCACUGGAUAUGUGGGGUGUUGGCUGUAUCUUUGUAGAGAUGAUUAGCGGUUACCCAUUGUUCCCAGGUGUAAAAAGUGCACAAGAUCAGUUAAAUAAAAUUUUUAAAGUGACUGGAACACCUACUGUCGAGGAAUGGCCACAUGUAAACAAUAUUUUGUACACUCGCGACGACUUUGUAAAGUAUCCGAAGCAAAAGUUAUCCAAUCAAGUACCGCGGCUACGUAUCAUCCAAUAUGCGUCUGAGAUGGCUGAUAAAAUGUUACAGCUUGAACCGACCAAUAGGAUAUCUGCAUCAGACGCAUUACAUCAUAAAUAUUUUAUAGACUUACCGAAAAGCAUUUAUGCCUUACCCGCAGUGACGUCAAUAUUUACUAUACCUGGUAUAAAAAUGGCGGAUGAUCACAAAAGACCGGAUACUGGAAGGCCUAGAAGCAGCCAAAGUAACCACGGACACUACGUAUGAUGUCAUUUGUUAAAUUGAUGCUGACCUCUUGUGUGAAACGGAUAGGCUGUCCAGCGAGAAGAAAAAUUGUAAGGAAAUCAACCGAAGCAUGGUAGAUAGUGUUUCGACAAAAUUAUGUUACCUUGUGUUAGAGAAAAGGAAUUUGCGGAACCGUGAAUUUGGACAGUCACAAGCUCGAGAGAGUUAAGAAACGACCAAAGCAAUUUGACACUGGCACGAAUACAUCAAAAAGCUAGUUCACUGUUCUGCUGUUUUUUAGCAUUGCUAAAGAGCGUACAUUGGUUAAAGCAGGUUUUGUUUACGUGAAAUAAUAUUAAUUUAUUUAAUUUUUUAAAUAUGUUCAGAAUUAAGUAUUGUGUAUCGGUUUAGUUUUAUGUUUAAAGUUUUCUAUGUCUAAAUACUAGUGAUGCCACAAUUCACAAUAGAAAUGUUUUAGACGCAGAUUGUUAAAUGCACUCCCUUUUUGUCAAAACGCUAAACAAUUCUUUAUUUCCGUAUUUUAAAGACUUAAACGUAAGAAUAUUCAUUAAAAAUGUGUACUACGUUGGCUAUUAAACAUCUCUAUAAAAAUGUUCUGCAUUUUAGAAAACUGACUUUUCAAAAGAAAGAAACCUACACUAACUGAUUUUUUAAUUAACUAGUCACGGUAAAUUUAACUUUCAUUGUUCAUCCCUUUGAUUUUUACUUUUUCCCGGCUUCGAUUGAAAUCUGCAAAACACAUUUUGAAAAGAAGUUUACAAUUUAUUUCGUAUUUCGUUUUAUUUUGAAAUCAUGUUUUCCGAUUUUUUGCACUAAUAAUAAACUAGUUAUCGCGCUGAAGCCUUGAACAAUUAUAUUAUUACGCUUAGUCUGUCACUUUGUACGGGGCAAUGUUGAUAUGUUCACUUUUCUUUGGUGUCGCCAAAAAGUUACGUCUCAAAUGUUAAUCGACAAAUUAAACGUCACGACGUCAACAACAUUAAUUUAAAGUCAAAAGCUUUAAUUAAUGAAGCCAUUACAAUGCACCUAUAACUUUCAAAUCUAGGUUGAUAACGUUGUCAGAAAACAUUUAAAACCUUAAUAUUUCUAUACACGUUUGUCAAAAGUACAUAAUCCUGACAUUUUCUUGAUCAGCGUUUCAAGAUCUUUACGAUGAAGGCAACGGAUAUACAAAUUGUACAAAAAGUUUUGUAUUGACAGAUCCUUGCUGACGUCAUUAAAAUUCAAGUGAGGUUUCUCUUUUCCUUUGUUUUCCUGCAUUAGCGGAUUUUUUCACGGACCUUAUUAAUUAGUCUAUCUUACAUAGUGAUGCCUGUCUAUCUGAUUUUUUCAAAGGUAAUGUUUUUAUGUCUCGUUUUUUACCGACAAAAUAGCUAUCGGUUGCUGUUAAUACAUUAUUUUGACGUCAAUGACUGAAUUAUCAUUAGUGAAGCACUUUUACGUUUAAGGCUUGGAACUAGGGACUUCUACCUAAAAGCAUUUUAAGGCCAAUUUUAAUUCGCCCGUUUCGGAACCAACGGGAUGAUGCCGUCAUCAAAAAAACUUUAAACACAAAUAUCUCCUAAACCGUUAAUCUAAAGUACAUGAUUCUAUACAUUUUCUUGAUCAAAAUUUCAAGCUCUAUACAAUGUAAGUAACUAAAUCAUAUUUAAGGGAAAAAAAUUGUGUAAUCGGCUGGAAAUUAACCAGACAACAAUAUCAGAACUUAAAAUAUAUGUCAUAUUGUACUCUGCACAGUGCGAAAACUAGUGCUUAUUAUUUUUUAUCUUUCAAGAUACUUCAGAACAAACCGAUUUGAAUUAAUUUAUCUCGGUCAGAAUAUUAAAACUAACAGGUGUAUUUGCGCAUCAACGUUAUUUUAAGAAUGUGCACAACCCCCGAUCCAUGAACCUUAGUUUACGAUGUUUAUUAGAUUGUGUAUUAGAUUGUUAAUAACAAGCAUUUUUGUUAUAAUAACAGUAUAUUAAAAUUUAUUUUAAAAUUA
Hydractinia symbiolongicarpus is the source of this 3472-nucleotide messenger RNA. RefSeq names its product cyclin-dependent kinase 2 homolog. Bases 55 to 1509 code for a protein of 484 amino acids. Lineage: Eukaryota; Metazoa; Cnidaria; Hydrozoa; Anthoathecata; Hydractiniidae. Gene Ontology annotation, biological process: protein phosphorylation. Gene Ontology annotation, cellular component: cytoplasm; cytosol; nucleus. The transcript is spliced from 19 exons. Gene Ontology annotation, molecular function: cyclin binding; ATP binding; cyclin-dependent protein serine/threonine kinase activity. The record is from RefSeq and is a predicted model, not a curated record.